Messenger RNA from Anneissia japonica, 2307 nucleotides. Its product is annotated as monocarboxylate transporter 2-like. Gene Ontology annotation, biological process: transmembrane transport. The transcript is spliced from 5 exons. Gene Ontology annotation, molecular function: monocarboxylic acid transmembrane transporter activity. The record is from RefSeq and is a predicted model, not a curated record. Bases 367 to 1623 code for a protein of 418 amino acids. Lineage: Eukaryota; Metazoa; Echinodermata; Crinoidea; Comatulida; Comatulidae.
UUGCGUCAGCGUCACAGAUCGACGCACGGACGCACAUGUAUGGACGAGGUUCUCAUUGCUUUUCAUUGCAUUAUGGAAUUCUCCCCAGGGAGCUGAGUGUGUGUUCCAUUGUGUUUGAUCAUUGUGCAUAAAGCGCUAUAUGAGAGCGACAUAUUUUUGUUAUUUACAACAAGGGAACCAAUACAAUAUAUAUUGAAUUAUUGCAAUUGUUAUUAAGCGGACGAUAGGAUGAGGUCAGCAUACAUCUUAUAAAAAAAAUUAUUCGUCCAAUUGUCCGUGUUUCUCCGUUGAUCAAUAGUGCAGCUUAUACCAUUGUUAUACCCAAGAACUAAAUCACUUCGUCCAUGAUCGUGGACAGUUGCAACUAUGAUUCCAAAUGACAAAUAUGGUACUUGUACCAAGAUCCUCUGCAUAGUGAAUGGUAUCGUAAAUUGUAUUGCUGUUGGGGUAAGCUUUAUAAUGGUUGGAAUUUUUACUCAAGUGAUGGCUAAUGACUUAAACUGUAAGGAAGGAUUCGUGUCUUUCUUUGGUGGAAUAUCAAUAGGACUGGUAUGCGGUAGUGGUCCAGUUGCAACUCCGCUUGUAAGACAAUUGGGGAUGAGGGUUUUGGGCAGUUUGAGCGGACUUUUAUCGUUUUCUGCACUAUUGAUGCUGUCUAUAUCAAGAAGCAAGUUGGUGUUCGGUAUAGCCAUAUGCGUACAUGGAUUUUGUAUCGGUACACUUUUCUCAACGAUGUUUGUGGUAGCGGUGCAUGUUUUUCCAAUUCGCUUCUCGCAGGUGAAUGCCGCGUUUCUUGUUUCCUCGGCUUUGGGAACCGCAGCUGCUCCUUUGCUUCAGGCAUUGAUAGACACUUAUGGAUGGAGGGGCGCAUUGGCCAUACUAGCCGGAAUGCAUCUACAUAUAACAGUUGCAUCUAUGAUGAUGAAUUCACAAGUCGGAAGAGUUAAAUCAUUGACCUCUCGAACAGAUUAUGAAGAACCCGCGGGCAACACUUCAGUUAAAAAAUCCACUAGCACUUUUGAUAGAAUUUUAGAAAUACUUCAUUUAGAUGUGUUUAAAAGUAAUUCGCUGUUGUUAGCACUAUUUCUAUCUGGAAUUUGUGCUGGCAUUGGAAACGCAACAUUUUUUUUGUCUAUAGUUCCGCAUGCUGAACAAUCUGGCAUCGCUCCAUUUAUCGCCAGCACUUUGGAGAUUCCACAAGUUUUUACAUGUUUAAUAGUUAGAGCAUCCUUAAUUUUUGUUCAUGGAGCUGAUGUUGCUCUAGUAAUUUAUAUUUUUGCAGCGGCACAGUUUGCAGAAUUUCUUGCAUUUUUCGUAUUAACGGUUUGGAACACUGUAACUAUGUUUUGUGUCGGUUCAGCUUUACAUGGAUUCGCGAUGGGAUCGCAAUGGUAUUCAAUAGCGAGUUUGCCGGCGCUCUUAGUCACGAGAAAGGAAUACUUGGACUAUUCGAUUUCUUGGUGUCUUGCCUCUGAAGGAAUAGCAGCAAUAAUCACAGCAUUUAUAGAUCUGUGUGUUACCGAAUACUCUCUCAGUUUUCAAAUAUGUUUCUGUGUUCAAUUUUUUGCAAUUGCUUUGGUGGUUUACAUGAUUUUUCGACUCCGGACGCCAAGAUCAAUCUGAACACUAUUGUAACAUUUGCUUAUAAUUACCUAUAUUUUUAUAUAUUGUAUACAUUUUAUUUUUUCAAAUUAACAGGUAACAUUUUUAUUCAGCAUUGUUAUUGUAAUCUGUAAUUUAUGUACAGUACUGUUAUUUGAAAGACUCUGCAGCUCCUGCCAUAAACUGUUAUAGUUACAACCAUGAUAUUCCGAUAUAUAUUUAUAAAUAUUUCUAUAAAAUUUAUUUUUAGAAAUGAAAAGUAUAUUUGAAUUUAUGAUGAAAUAUAGGACUAUGAUACAGUUAGAAUAUAUUUUUCAAUCAAUCAAAGUAUAUUUUAUUUCACAAAACAAAACAGAGAACAUUAGCAUGUAUCCAAUAAAUAAAUUUUAAUUCAAAGAGAUGACAAAUUAAAAUAUAAAGUAUAAUAAAAUAUUAUAUAGGCCUACAUUAAUACAACAAGUAUAACAAAUAAUUACCAGAAAUUCAUGUGGUGGAAGAAACUAGAUACGAAUGUAAUUUGUAUUUAAAAGUUUUAAUAUUUUUAAUUGUUUUUAAGUGAUCAGGUAAUUCAUUCCAAACUUUAGCACCUUGAAAUGAGAUAUCACUUUGGCCAGUUACAGUAGUUAAACGCUCAUAAACAUAGUUACUCCUAUUUCUAGUAUUGUAAUUGUGGAUUGAAUUAAAAUUCUGAAAGUAUGAACUAAA